Molecule: messenger RNA, 1101 nt
Organism: Catharus ustulatus (Swainson's thrush)
Lineage: Eukaryota; Metazoa; Chordata; Aves; Passeriformes; Turdidae
Gene: PRRG4
Product: proline rich and Gla domain 4
Exons: 5
Coding region: 1-684 (227 amino acids)
Cellular component (GO): extracellular region
Molecular function (GO): calcium ion binding
Source: RefSeq, a predicted model, not a curated record
AUGAUCGCGGUUUUGGUGCUGCUGUGUCAGCUGCACGGGACGGGGUUCGCCUUUCCUCACUGCGCUGGGAGGUUAGGUAACUUGAAACAGCCUGAAUGGAGAGAUGUGUUCGCAUCUGCAAGGGAAGCCAAUUUAUUCAUUGGACGACAUCUUCUGAACAACAGAUUUGAUUUUGAAGCAUUCACAGAUGAUAACCUGGAAAGGGAGUGCUUUGAAGAAGUGUGCAAUUAUGAAGAAGCAAGAGAAUUUUUUGAAGACCCUGAUAAAACGAUGGAUUUUUGGAAAGACUAUUCAACUAAAGGCCCUAAAAUAAAAAUAGGUGAUGAGGCACUACAAAAGAUUAACGUCACGGGGUUGCUCAUCAGCCUGGUUGCUGCUGGAGUACUGCUGGUUAUAAUAGCACUGAUUAUCUUCUACUGCUGCAAGAGCAGAUGCAAAUCAAGGCAGCCACCAGGGUACUUGGAUUAUGUGAGAAGCAGAAGACGCAAUUCAGCCAACAUCUUCAGGAGGCAUGAGGAGUUUUCUUUGAACCCCCUUCCUGUCAGAGCUGAUGACUCAGGACUGCCCAGUUAUGAGCAAGCAGUCACUUCAGAUGGACAGCACAAUGUGCCCCCACCCCCUUAUCCAGGGCCCCCCAGGGAUGCACGGCUGUUCACCAAGUCCAUGUCUCUUCCUGGCCCCUAGGCACAAACCUCCUGCUGGGGUGAGGGGGGGAAUUACUGGAACAUAACAUACUUUUGGAAAAGUGUGGGCUACCUUGCAUAUUGCAAGAUGAUUUACAGAAAUGUGAAAGAUCUUUUGGAUAACUAGGAAUGAGUGGAGUUCCCAUUUGGGAAAAGAGGUCACCUGUUGCAAAGGCUGCAGGAGUGUUCUUUGCACAAAGUCGCUGUGCUAAGGGGAGAGAAUGCAUAAAGAGCAAGUCUUGUACUGCUGCCCUCUUCCAUAUGAGCCAUCCCAUCAAACUGUUGAUAUUUCAUCAAUAGUUUCAUUUUAUUUUUCUUCAGAAAGAACAGUAUUUUAAUUGCUCAUAUUGACACUAACCAAUUUUUGUGACUUCAUACUUCAAACCACCAUAAGAACUCUACUUUGUUGUUUGACAUA